Scedosporium apiospermum is the source of this 1548-nucleotide messenger RNA. Its product is annotated as Histidine acid phosphatase. Gene Ontology annotation, molecular function: phosphatase activity. The coding region runs from base 1 to 1548 and encodes 515 amino acids. Gene Ontology annotation, biological process: dephosphorylation. Lineage: Eukaryota; Fungi; Ascomycota; Sordariomycetes; Microascales; Microascaceae. The record is from RefSeq and is a predicted model, not a curated record. The transcript is spliced from 3 exons.
AUGUUCUUCUUUUCCUCCAGAGGCACUACGGCUGCUCUGCUGGGUGCGGCGCCGUUGGUGACGGCCGCCGUGUCGGCUCAGGUGGACGUUGCCUGGCAUCCUCCCUCGAAGACCGAGAUCAAUGACUUGGACAAGGUCCUCAGCGGUAAAGGUGUGUAUGGCUUCAUUUACGAUUCAUCCAACACACCGGAUGAUAAAUAUGGAAGCUAUAAUUGGUGCAACAUGCCCCAUGUGAGGAAACGGGAGUAUGUGCGACCGUCGCGCGAGUAUGAACUACAAUAUGUCGAACUGAUCCAUCGCCAUCAUAAACGCACCCCUUAUGCGUCGAACGCUUUCCCCGUGGAGUCUUACCAGUGGAACUGCGAUGACAUCGGCCUGUAUUAUCACGGUGAACCUUGGGAAGGACAUGACCCGGCUCGCACGUAUUGGCAGGGCUACAUCUCUCCCGUGAACCCCUUCGUACCGUCCGGAUGGAUCGGUACCUGCCAGUUCCCUCAGAUUACGGCUGAGGGACUCGACGACUCCUGGGUGCACGGGGCAGACCUUUACGGUGUCUACCAUGACCUUCUCGGUUUCCUGCCUAGCAGGCGCGAGGACUGGACCAAGACGGUCAAGUACCGAGUAACCAACAACGUCAUCACGAGCCAGGUUGCCGGCAUGGUAGUAAACGGCAUGUGGGGAGUGAAGAACCCCGUCCCGCUUCUGAUUCAGGCAUCUGCCAUUGAUAGCCUCGAGCCCAAGUACUCCUGCAGCGCCGGCUCCAAAGCCUUCGACGCCAUCAAAUCCAGUGCCAACCCCGCCUGGAAAUCCCACCUCGACUCCACCGCCUCCCUCUACGCCACCCUCGACGACAUCUCUGGCGUGCCCCCCUCCGACGGCGGCUUCCAUGCCUCGUUCGACCACUACUACGACAACCUCUCGGCGCGGCAAUGCCACGCCAAGCCCCUCCCCUGCAAGCUCGUAAACGGUGUUAACAGCACCACGUGCGUGACGCAGGACCUCGCCGACGCCGUCUACCGCCUCGGAAACUGGGAGUACAGCCAGAUGUACCGCGACGCGUCCACGUCCCUAGCCGCCAGCGUCGCGAGCUACGGGGUUUGGAUCGCCGAAUUGGCGGCGAAUAUCCGUGCUGCCGUAGAGGGGAAGAGUUCCGUGAGGUAUCUGCAUAAUGUUGCGCAUGACGGCUCGGUGUCUCGAGUUCUUUCUAUCCUGCAGAUUGAUGGCAUGGUUUGGCCUGGGAUGGGUUCCGAGGUUGUUUUUGAGCUGUGGAGGAAGAAGAAGCAGGGUCACCGGCCUCGUGGGGCUGGUGAGGGAGGUCAGGCUGCGACGCCCGCGGGGCAUGGAAGUGGAGGGAAGCCUGGUCAUGGCAAUGGGGGCAACGACGGUGAGAGUGAAUACUUCGUUCGUGUCCUCUUUGGAGGAAAAGUUCUUAAGUCGUCGAGUCCGACGCUUGGAACUAUGGAUAUGAUACCCGUACAGACUCUGUUGGAUUACUUCGAUGGGCUGGUUGGCGAGAAUGCUAGCUUGGUCAAGGGAUUGUGCGCUUAA